GGACAUUAUUUGUCAGUGGCCUGCCCAUGGACGCCAAACCCAGAGAGCUAUACCUUCUAUUUAGGGCAUACAAGGGAUACGAGGGGUCACUUUUAAAGGUGACUGGUAAACAGGGUAAAAAUACAUCGCCAGUUGGAUUUGUUACAUUUGAAACAAGAGUGGGUGCUGAAGCAGCGAAGCAAGCCCUUCAGGGAGUACGGUUUGACCCAGAUAUACCACAGACUUUAAGGCUUGAGUUUGCUAAAUCCAACACCAAAGUAAGCAAGCCCAAACAGUCGUCUCCACAGCCGCCCAAUUCACACCAAGCACUUGGACCACAUUUAACACCAAGAGAGCCUUAUGAUUUAGGUGCAGCUUUUUUCCCAGGUGCUCCGGAAGCAUGGGUACAUCAUCCGUUAGCAGCGUAUGCAGAGUUAGGUCCAGCCAUGCACCAUCCGGCAUUUUCGCAUCCAGCGUUACACGCUCAGGUACAAGGCGACCCUCCAAAGCUAACGUAUGUGGUGCCACAUCCCGCCCACCCAGUCAUUGCACCCUCUCACCCCCAUGCACCCAUACCACAACCGCCCUUACCAGCAAGUAUUGCGAAUGCAAUGGCAGCCGUGACAGGAAGCAAUGCCCCCUGCUCCACCCUUUUUGUCGCCAAUCUGGGAACCCACACCACAGAAGAGGAACUCAGAGAACUUUUUGGCAGGAUACCAGGUUUCAGUAGAUUACGAUUGCACAACAAGGGUGGAGCCCCAUGCUGCUUUGUAGAGUUUCAAAAUGUUGUAUUUGCAUCACAAGCACUAAAUCAAAUGCAGGGUCAGGUGAUGUUUUCCAGUGAUCGCGGUGGACUUCGUAUUGAAUUUGCCAAGAAUAAAAUGGGCGAGCCCCAAACUCGACCUGGUGAAAACAACAUGGCUGCUGUUGUUGUUGCCGCUCAUUAGUUGCAGUGAUCACUGGAUUUGACAUGACAUGACCCUCUACCCUUUGAACUCUGACCACCCGGAGCACAUCAUACCACAACCUCAAGAUAUUUACCAAUGAGGCCAUAUCCUUAACCUUUCAACUCUGACCUAGAUGUCAUUACUAUGGUGACAAUGUCUCUAAGUUAGACUAGUCAUGAGUUGUGUCACUAUUGUGUAACAUGACAGUGAUAGACAAAUUUUAUAGGUCAAUAUUUUCUUUUGUCUCAUUUUGUUACAAAGUGUGUUUCUUUCGUGAAAAAACGCAGGGUCUUUUGUUAUUUUAAUUGUAGGUCACUUAUUUUUUCUGAAAUGUGGCAUGAAAAGCUCAUAACUUAAAUAAGUAUAGCUGAAUUUUAAAAUGUUUUCUCCUUACUGUCUGUAACCCUUUGAGUGCUACAAUCUUUGGCAGCAAAAUGUCAGUGCAACACUUUGCCUGUUGGUAAAUUCAAAUGUUUUGAUAAUUUUGAUUCAAAUGAGCAUAAGUUCAUUAUGGCUACCGGUAUAUGUUUUGAUCAAAAUUUUGGAAAAUUCAAAUUUUUUGGAUAAUUUUGAUUCAAAUGAGCAUAAGUUCAUUAUGGCUAUAUGUUUUGAUCAAAAUUUUGGAAAAUUCAAAUUUUUGGGAUAAUUUCGAUUCGAAUG
Molecule: messenger RNA, 1586 nt
Organism: Saccoglossus kowalevskii
Lineage: Eukaryota; Metazoa; Hemichordata; Enteropneusta; Harrimaniidae
Product: RNA-binding protein, mRNA-processing factor 2a-like
Molecular function (GO): RNA binding
Source: RefSeq, a predicted model, not a curated record